Molecule: messenger RNA, 9532 nt
Organism: Macroventuria anomochaeta
Lineage: Eukaryota; Fungi; Ascomycota; Dothideomycetes; Pleosporales; Didymellaceae
Exons: 5
Coding region: 1-9501 (3166 amino acids)
Source: RefSeq, a predicted model, not a curated record
AUGGCGGCUUCCGAUCGCCCGCGCCCCAGUCACUUGCCCUUUAACGAGCAACUCUACAACCACAUUGCGUUACCGCGAGAUGUCCCGGGCCGCGAAGACAGGAACCUCUCCAGCCUCGAAGCCGCACUGCUCGCGCGCCUGAUUGACGCGACUUUGAUCACGAAGCCAGCUCUGCUUCGCGAGCUCCGUAGUCUGCAGCGGGAGCGGGUGCUCAUCUUACAUGUUUCUGCCCAGAACUCUGGUCUACUCAUCUACAACGACUACAGCGACUCGAAUGACCACCGGGUGGUUCUUGAAGCAUUCGAAGUCACACCAACCUGUGAACAAGUUCUCGCUACGAAGAAUGCGCUAUUACGAGACUUUCCCGGUUGCGCAGUCUCCAUUCCACACACCACGCUCCUCGAGGCAUCUUUUCUAAACAGCUUUUCAUCGUUCUUGCAGCAAGCCUCCGUCGAGUAUGUGACCAAGUUCUCUUCAGUCACCUACAAAGCAGGGGCCCCUCUACCAGAGAUCCGCAACACCAGUGAUCCUGCACUCGUGACGGGUUUGUUGAUGACAAUUCUGGAGGCCAAUGGUUCCACCACGAGUGUGCCGCUUCUGCGAAAGCGUGUGCGAGAUACUGUCAUGUUCGACCAGGCUCACAAGCCUUGGAGGCGAUCGCCCUUCUACCUCACCGUACGUGUCGCUAUGCAGCGCUAUUUCUACAGGCAGUUUGGAACCGACGUUGGAAGAUUGUACUAUAAAACGCUCAUGUGCCUGAUGCUACGACAAUUUUUGGAGGACGUCCUGAAGAGAAUACCUUUCGAGUCAGUCUCUUUCCUGCGUCAGAAAUUGGGUCGCCGGCUCGCCAAGCUUGCGAGCGAUCGUGCUGCAAUCACAGGACGUGUCAAUCCCUUGAUUACAAACGCGCUCAACUCGCUCGAGCUCAAUUUUGAGAGCACACUCCGUACCACUGGCGGCUGGUUAAAAGCAACAUGGCGCAACUACAAGAGCACCCAUGGGCGCUACGUGCCUUUGCUCAGCCCCCGCGUCCCGGCUGGGGCACUCAACCUACCCCUUCCAAACAGCUAUCCUGUUCUCAGUCGUAUCCUCGCGAGCCAAGCUGUUCAUACUGAUGUUGUGCAGCGUACUCCAGAUGAGUUGUUGAAACAAUACGAAGAGUCCGCUGCCUCUGUCAAGCCGUACAUGUACGCAGCACGUUCACAUAUUCAAAUCUCGCAGCACCACUCAGCGGUGAUCGAGCUUGCGAAAGGCUCCAGUACCUCCGGACACACUCGCAUUAUGGAACUGAGUGAGACCAUCCGAGAUUACAUCCACCAGGUCCAGAUAUCACCUGAAGGGUACCCCGAUCAGAAGAGUCGCAUGCUCCUACAUCUCAUGGAGCUAUGGGUGUUGAUGGAUGAGGAAGCCGUGACCUGCUACCCUCUUCUCCACGACUAUCACCCUGGCUUCGACCCUGAUCUACUCGAUCCUCUUCAGCUGCCUUCGUUGGACGAGCUGCUGCGUGUCCAAUCUGUUCAGUCUCAUAUCGACAAGCGAUACCGUGCGCGUCACGGCAUGCAGUCUAAAACCAUAUUUGACGACCCUGCUGACGACUGCUUUGCUGUAAGAUACUUCAAUGACUACGAUGAAGAAGGACGGUUGCUUCGCCUCGAGAUCGAAAGCAACGCCGACAAGCAGUGUGCAGACAAGAAAGCUGAAUGGGAAGAGAAGAGUGAACUCUACGCGGAGAUAAUCAGGAAGCGAGAUGAGACAACGUGUUUCUACGACGAUGUACCGCACAGGUAUAUGCCCAGUGUCAAUGAGUCCAGGCAUCGCCGGCCAUGUGAGUGGCACGAUCUUCGGGACGCCGCAAAGAGUAUUGAGAUCCGAACUUUCGAGCACCCUCUUCCGAGCUACGAACCUGCUGCCAAGGCGGCCAUAUUUGAGUUGAGGUGUCCCGAAUCCUUCGCUACAUACAGAAACGCGACUUGGUCCAUUCUAUCGAUCAUUUGCUGUCCAUCGCCGGCCAUGAAACCCAACAGGGCCUUUCUUCUUCGAGAGUACUCACAACUUCGGUCAUAUGCCAACGACUCAAACUGCGAGAUUACUCUUGCCUCCGAAAAGAAGGCUUUUUUGGAGACUCACUACGCAAGCUGGGGGUUUCCGGUCGGUUUCUGCGACGUGAUCCGCACUUGCGGGCUCAAGCCGAGGUACUACGAUACUUCCAGUCAAUCAUGGACUGGGUCACAUGACAAGGCGUCUCUAUGGCAUCACUUCCCUGUGAUGCUACCAAUCGACUCACCGUACUGGAUCCUCCAGCCGUCGUACGCCGACUGGCCCUCAUCGAACGAAAUCCAAGCGAGUCAAGUCGACUGCCCUGCAGAUAUUAGCGCGCACGAGUUCAUGGCGUGGCAGGGGCUCUUGGUCGGCACGCACUCAAGAUGGCUGGAUCUCAUUCGCGAGUUGGGCUCCACUAAUCUCAACUUCUCAGCUGAGGCUACUUGGGUCCUUGUCGUACGCCUAAUCCUUCAAGUUGGUCCAGCUUCGACAACCUCGGAUCCUCGGCGAGAUGUCCAUACAGCGCUGCAUGACGAUACCUUGUGCUCAAGGCUGCUACACCAAGUCCAGCAGCGUCUCGACGCCAUCCAUCACAAUUGGCGCGAACCAGUACAGAUGGAUAUACUCAUUUCCAUCUUGCUGAAAGUCGUCUCACUCUCUAAAUCCCCCGACAUACAAGAGAUAAGUGUAGCAUUGCUGCUGCAAGCGCGUAACGCGACCGAUCUUUGGCGAUCUGAACUGCAGGUAGUCGUUACAAGCGAUGCCAGUAUGCGGCCGUUUGCAGUCUGGGCUUCCCUGCUAUGCAAGCGAACUUUGCACACCGAUCCGGAACACUUGCUGGAUACUGUGGCGCUCCAGCAAUACAUCAGUGCUUCCAUAUCUUUGAACUAUAAUCUCGUCGAGGAGUUCAAGUACUUGCUAUACAAGAUAAGGAACGCAAUCAUUCACGAUGUCUUGUAUUCGUACGAGAAUCGUAGCCUUCUGAGACGUUCCAUCCUCUCGAACCCAGAAGCCUUGAUCAACGCCGUGGACCGCUUAUGCCAGGUUCCUGAGGGCUAUGAAGCUACUAUCUCGGACUCAUCUACUGGCACAUGGUGGGUACUGCUCGAGUUGAAGUCUACAAACAGCAGUUACAGCCACUCAUACUUCGUGCACUACAACUACGUUUAUGGUACUCUGCUCAUCGAUGGACAAGAAAUGAGCACCCUUCCGUUGACAUACCGACGAGAUCCGCUCUAUCGACAAAUCUUGGGAGAUAGAAACCCCAUUGUGUUUCCUUCGCUGCUCCCAGGUAUGUCAUGGGCAGUCUCUGAGCCAAUGAAGAGAGACCAGCGUAUACAUCUUGGGUUUCGGCAGCGUACUCUGAUUGUUCGUGCAGUGCAAUACGACCAACUUUAUGAGUACAUACCAGCUGAAGUUUUCGGCACGACAUCACGCGAUCUUCCAGCUCCUCUUAUAACGGGUUGUUACCACUGGCUGAACGUACGGAAGGGCGAGCUCGAGAUUCGUCGGCAAGACAUAUGGAUAUCAAAACCCAACAACUGGUGGAUUUACGGUAUUCCAUACGGACAAUGCCAGGCUGUCAGACGGUUUGGACACCUUUCCGCAACCACGUUGUUGAAUUCUUCCAACGAGACCGUGCAACGGAUUGGUACUAUUUUCAGGUCGUUCGUGGACCUCAAUCAGAUCAUUGUGUUCACCUCGCGAGAAGGCAAGAUCACCGUCGAGCUCAAGCCUUUGGAGCUCAGCUUUUAUAUCAACGAAAGAGGCUUGUUGCAUUCUACUCGGCUUGGCGCAAAUGUCACUCAGGACCAAGAUGCUGGCACAUGGUACGGCCUGAGGAGCAAGCUCGUUGUCCAGUCAGCAGCCAAUCGUCGCCAGAAGAGCAUCCUAGUGCCAUACAACGAAGAUUUUCAAGUUACACGGGACAAUGUCCAUGUGUCUGUUGAGAUCCGUACAGGUGGAGAUAAGUACCUGAAAUACGACAUCAACGAAGUAUUGGGACGCAUCGACUGCCCUCCCGAGCCAAGCCUCCUUUACAUUAAGGCACUCCUGCAUGCACUCACUUCACAUGUGAUGCCUGAUUCGCUAACUUCGCGGACUGGAGUGGAAGAGGCAAUCCGCCUUCUUCAGACAGGACUCUACCAGCCAUGGUGUCCACUGGGACCGAGCCACGUAACGCUUCUGCAGCGUUUAGCGGAGCUCUCUCCAAUGCGCGGGUACUAUCCCGUGGACUCGCAAUUCAUGGAGACGUUGGCAUGGCGGGCUGAUUUGACGCGCCAUAUCCAGGACGAUCGGUUCAGGCCGUACGUUGAAAAGGUUCUUGAACGAAAUUCUUCUCUACUCAAGUUCAUCCCGGGCGCCACGAAACUAGAAGAGACUGCGAAGGCGUUGGUCAAGCCUAAUGCUCAUUUGGCGACACGAGCAACGUCACGCACAUACGUCCAACAUACCAGGGAGGAUGAUCUGAUUUACCUUGGAAGAGAUAAGCGUGCGACGAGCAUGGUUCGAGCGAACGCCUUCCACAUAACCAGACAGCUUCUUAUGCAGCAGCUCUGGCCAGCCGACUCGCCUAGUGUCCUCAGUCUGUUGCACGACGCAUCUUUGGUUGGCGGCUACGACAAGUGCUUUCAGAAGGUUCUGCUCACGGACUUGCUUGCUGUUGAUAUUAAGGCAGAAUGGGGUGCACUUACGCAGCGGGCGAUGAAGUGCGAACCACACGAUCGUUACAAUCUCAUGUUCCUGCUGGGACCGAUGGCGUUCUCUGAAGAUGCCAACGUAGAUCUGCUCCACAAGCUCAUCUCCUUUGUCAUGUCUCCAGACGUCAAAUCACUCCAGCCGCCUCAGCAUGCUGCGUACUUCCACUUUCGCGCUGACGGAGCGCCACCCUCUUCCUACCUUGUGUCCUUGAUGGAGAAGGCGAGAAUGCCUUUUGUCUCAGUGGGCUUUAAGAAGCGAUCCCAAGUCGUUGUCGCGGAGAACAACCAUGGGCAGUACGUCGAAAAGAGCUGCGAAGCUUUGGCCUGUUCGAUACAGACUCAGUGGCCACAACCCGAGAUCGAUGUUACCAAAUUAGCAGAUGUCGACCCUGCACACCUUGAUGUUGAGAGAGCGCUGGAGGACCUGGCACCGGAGUGGCAACGUUUGACUCGAAAUCACGAGCUUGCAAUGUAUCUUGAGCAGGUGCAAGUAUUGUUGGACCGAUCAAGCGCGGCUCAGAUGAACACACCGAAUUCCGCACCAAGCUUUAGCGGGCCGCACACGGACAUCUCAACCACCUCCAGGCCUCAACAGUUGUACUCGUCAAGGAACAGGUAUGGGGAUGAUCUCUCAUUACCCAAACUACUGCAGCAGCCAAUUCGUCGCGUCAAUUACCAGCGUGGAGGGAUUUCGGCUACUGUUGGCACGCUCAUGCUGAGACCUGUAAACACGCUACCACGUUCAAGCACCCUCAACGGCACACCCAACCAGCACACCAAGAAACCUCCCCCAGAAGCUCGAAAACCUUUGACGACCUCCAGCAGUAGUCGGAUUCCUGAGAUCUUGAAGCUCAGAAAUAUUGUAAGCGACUUUCGAAACCAGACUUCGUUCGUGUACUCUCGCUAUGCCGAUGAGAUGGAUGCUAGUAUCGACGCCCUCCAGCUGCAUGUGAAGAACCAACAGAAACCUACUCAGCUGAUCAAUCGCUGGAUCGGAAACGAUGACCUUCGACCAGCCAAAUACAACGUCAAGAUGAUUGUGGAAGAAGUGAGUCAAGGUUUGGCUACGCAGGAUCCGCAAGCGAAGUGGCUCCAACUAGUCGAUCUAUGGCCGAAAAUGACGGCCACUGAUCUCCUUACAGAAUUACGAUCCAUCUCCGGCAACACCUUCGGAUCUGGUACGAAAGAAGCCCUUGUAUCAUUGGGCGUAGCUGUCACAAAGCUGCAACAAAUGUUGCGUAUACAGGAUGCCCAGAAGAAACAAAAGGAGCAGCAGCGACGCGAAGAGUGUGCCAACCGCGGACACACUAACUGGGACCCCUUUGACUACACUGACUGGCUUCUCCUGGAGAUUGAUGGCGAUAUCAUGCUUCGCGAAGAGCAAGUAAAAGUGGCCCUGGCAACGAUAGCACCGGCGUCAGGCGAGAACUCAGUCCUGCAGCUGUUGAUGGGCAAAGGCAAGACAUCAUGCAUUCUCCCAAUGGUCGCCGCCGUACUAGCAAACAAGCAGGAUUUGGCGCGCAUCGUAGUCCCACGUCCGUUGCUCUUGCAGUCUGCGCAAGUGUUGCACGCAAAGCUUGGAAGUCUGGUCAACCGCGAAAUCAUGCAUAUUCCCUUCUCACGCAAGACACCUACCAAUCUGCCUCUGAUGCGAUUGUAUCGGCAAUUGCAUUCACGAAUGAGUGACCGUGGCGGCGUCAUGAUCUCACUUCCUGAACAUCUUCUCUCCUUCAAACUGAGCGGGCUACAGCAGCUAGCUGAUGGUCACGUGGAAGUCUCCACGGUCAUGUUUCAAACUCAAGACUGGCUUGAUACUCGCGCCCGGGACGUUCUGGACGAAUGUGAUGUCUCUUUGGCGAUCCGGAUGCAAUUGAUAUACCCUUCGGGCUCGCAAAUGUCUGUGGACGGUCACCCCAUCCGUUGGCAGAUUAUCCAACUCCUUCUCCACCGUACGCAGAACUUCAUCACUGCUGUCCAAUCGCGCUUUCGCAACAGUUUGGAAGUCGUCAAUCGGAUCGAGGGCGGAUUUCCCCUCAUCUACUUCCUACGCAAGGAUGCUGAAGACUACUUAAUCGAGCUGCUCGUACGCGACAUCUGCAAAGGCAACUGUCCCUUUUUACCCUGUGCAGAGUUUCCAGCAACGGUCCAGGAGGACCUCUUGAGCUACAUCUCGAGUACUUCUAUACGCAGUGAGUUGGUCCGAAGGAUCACUGCAUUCUUCAAAGACAAGUCACAGCUCUUGAAAGCCACGAACCUUCUGCGUGGCUUGUUCGUCCAUCGCAUCCUGAUAUCGGGCCUUAAGAAGCACUGGAAUGUACAAUAUGGGCUGGACGCCACGCGAGCUCCAAUUGCAGUACCAUACCUCGCGAAAGGCGUACCAUCGGUAGCCGCUGAAUGGGGGCAUCCGGAUGUUGCCAUCAUCUUGACAUGCCUUUCGUUUUACUACCAAGGUCUCAAUCUUAAUCAGUUCAAACAAGUCUUUGAACAGCUUGGGAAGAUGGACGAUCCGAGCGUGGAGUACGCAAGAUGGGUCUUCCCUCGCGCGCCACUUGGCCUUGAGGACUACAGUGCCGUCAACGCAGAGGAUGGAUGGCAGUUGAACAAGCUCUUCCAACUCAUCCGUCUGAAUGCCUCUCUGGUGAACUUCUAUCUCAACAACUUCGUUUUCCCGCAGUACGCGAAGACCUUCAGCGUCAAGCUUCAGGCGUCUGGGUGGAACUUAUUUCCCUCCCAGGCAGACCCAGGCUGCCACGUGACUGGAUUUUCGGGCACGAACGACACGCGACAUCAGCUCCCCAUGCUGAUCAAGCAGGCUGAUCUACCUGAGCUUGCGCAUACUAAUGCAGAGGUCCCUUACUAUCUCAUGGCUGAACGCAACCGUGGAUACAUCCGCAUGAAUCACACAACCGGACAACGUUGGACAGAACUAGACCUGAUCAGAAAUCUGGCUAAGCCUGUAGGGUCUCCCAAGACGAGAAUCCUCAUCGAUGCCGGUGCUCAGGUCCUAGAACAUGCCAACCGAGACUUUGCUAAAGCCUGGCUUGAUGAGGACACUGAUGCGGCUGCGGCAGUGUACUUCAGUGACGAUCAUCGAGCCUGGGUGCUGUAUCGCACUGGCAAUCGCACGCCGCUGCUAGCAUCGCCUUUUGCUGACAGCCUGGAUCGAUGUGUGGUCUACAUGGACGAGAGCCAUUGCCGAGGCACAGAUCUCAAACUCCCCGUGUACGGCAACGCUGCGUUGACUCUAGGACAACACCUCACCAAAGAUGCGCUGGUGCAAGCAGCUAUGCGUUUGCGCUUACUCGGUCAAUCGCAAUCUGUAACAUUCUAUUCGCCUCCAGAAGUCCACCAAAGCAUUUUGGAUCGGCUGAACAAAAACACUUCCUUCCGCCCGGACUCGGCGGCAGUAUUGGCCUGGGUUUUCGGGCAGACAUGCGACAUACUGGAGCAGCAAGAGCCCUCAUAUAUUGCACAGGCAUUGCAGUAUAUGCAACAGAAGCAAGCUAGGCUGAGCUACCCAUUCUUCCUGAACAAUGAGCACGCUAGAUCAGAGUUCUUGUCUGCGAUACUUCAGAAGGAAGCUCUACUUAUCAAGGACAUGUAUCAGCCUGGUGGCAAUCGCCGCACUGGAUUCAAUAAGCCUUCUGCGUGGGAUGCCUCUUUGCAAAUGGAUGUGAAGCUGCUCCAAGAUCGCCAGAAGCAGUUUCAGGACAAUGGCUCCGCUGUACAUGCCUCGGUACUAGAAGAGGUCGAGAUUGAACAGGAGCGCGAGCUCGAGCUCGAGGUAGAACAUGAGGUCGAGAAUGUGCGCGAAGUGCAACAGCCACCAAGGUUCCGUGCACUCCAAGUCUCCAAGCUGCAUGCGGAUGUUGAGCAUUUUGUUGUAUUCGGCAGGCUCGUCGCCGGUAGCAGCGCCUACCACCCGAUGUUCUCUGCUCUAAGUCAAACUGCUUUGGGUCUCAAGCGAAGCGUCUCACCCUCCAUGCCAUCCAACCUGUGGGUAUCAGCACAGUUCAGCCGAACAGUUGAUGUCUACCGACCCAACGAUGUAUACGUGCGACCAAGUCAGUGGGUUGUAUGGAGCUCUAUUAGUGAGAAGGCUCUUCUCAUCAGUCCGGAGGAAGCCAAUUUUCUCAUCCCCAUUCUACGAUCCAAAACCGAACCGGGAGGCGUGCACCUCAUUGUGUACGCUGCACCGGUCACACGGCGCAUGCUUCACUUCAACAGCCUCGAUUACCACGCUACGCCACCGCUUCCUGCUGGGUUCAAGCCUUCCACUUGGCUUCAGGUCGAGUUGGGCAUCUUCUCCGGGCGCCUACAUCUUGACUGGCGUGAGUAUGCUGAACUGCUUGGCUACCUAGGCUUGAAACAGGACCUUUCUGUCGAUCCAGAUGCGCAUCCGUUUGCCGCAAAGCCUCUCACCUUCCUUCACGAGUGGAUCAACAUCCGCCGCAAGGGUCAGGCCUUCGAGCACACUCCCAUGGGCUUUAUCACGACCGGCAAGCCGCUCACUGAGAACCAUGCAUUCUUCCAGACCUCAGCUCACGAGGCUCAUGCGGAUAUCCGGCCUCGUAUCGCGCGCGUCGGAUCAGGCGAAGAUGAGCAGGAGGAGGACAAGGAUGAGGACAGUGAUCAUGACGAUGAUGAGGAGUUUGUGCCUGUGGUUGAGCAUGUUGAUGAUUCCGAUACGGAAGAUGAGGGCUCAGAAGAGGACGAGGAGUUUGAGGAUGCGCAAGAGAAUGUACACGAGGCCUCGGAGUAGAUUGUAGUUACCAGAGCCUUGCGAGGCCGCG